Messenger RNA from Fukomys damarensis (Damara mole-rat), 2777 nucleotides. Its product is annotated as dol-P-Glc:Glc(2)Man(9)GlcNAc(2)-PP-Dol alpha-1,2-glucosyltransferase. The transcript is spliced from 3 exons. Gene Ontology annotation, molecular function: dolichyl pyrophosphate Glc2Man9GlcNAc2 alpha-1,2-glucosyltransferase activity. Gene Ontology annotation, biological process: dolichol-linked oligosaccharide biosynthetic process; protein N-linked glycosylation. The coding region runs from base 123 to 1559 and encodes 478 amino acids. Lineage: Eukaryota; Metazoa; Chordata; Mammalia; Rodentia; Bathyergidae. Gene Ontology annotation, cellular component: endoplasmic reticulum. The record is from RefSeq and is a predicted model, not a curated record.
UGCCUUCCGGCUGUGCUGAGUCCCUUCCGGUCAGUCCCGACUUGCGCGCCCGUUUCGAGCCUGAGUUGCGAGACGGCUUGGCGGGCUGCACCUUCGGGGCCUGGGUUCCCCCGACCGCGGCCAUGGGGGCGGGCUCGGCGCAGCUGGAGGGGUACUACUUCUCCGCGGCGCUGAGCUGCACCUUCCUGGUGUCUUGCCUCCUCUUCUCCGCCUUCAGCGGGGCGCUGCGCGAGCCCUACAUGGACGAAGUCUUCCACCUGCCGCAGGCGCAGCGCUUCUGCGAGGGCCGCUUCUCCCCGGCGCAGUGGGAUCCCAUGAUUACUACCUUACCUGGCUUAUACCUGGUGUCAGUGGGAGUGGUCAAGCCUGCCAGCUGGAUCUUUGGAUGGUCUGAACAUGUGGUCUGCUCCAUUGGAAUGCUCAGAUUCGUCAAUCUUCUCUUUAGUGUUGGCAACUUCUAUUUGCUGUAUUUGCUUUUCCGAAAGGUGCAACCCAGAAACAAGGCUGCUUCAAGUAUGCAGAGAAUCUUGUCAACACUGGCACUGGCAGUAUUUCCUACACUGUAUUUUUUUAACUUCCUUUAUUAUACGGAAGCAGGAUCCAUGUUUUUUACUCUUUUUGCCUAUUUGAUGUGUCUUUAUGGAAAUCAUAAAACUUCAGCCUUGCUUGGAUUUUGGGGCUUCAUGUUUCGCCAAACAAAUAUCAUCUGGACUGUCUUCUGUGCAGGACAUGUCGUUGCACAGAAGUUAACUGAAGCUUGGAAAACUGAGCUACAGAAGAAGAAAGAAGAGAGGCUUCCCUCAGUUAAAGGACCAUUUUCAGAAUUCAGAAAAAUUCUUCGGUUUCUUUUGGGGUAUUGCAUGUCCUUUAAAAACCUGAGUAUGCUCUUUCUUCUAACUUGGCCCUACAUCCUUCUGGUGUUAGUGUUUUGCGCAUUUGUAGUAAUUAAUGGUGGAAUUGUUAUUGGUGAUCGGAGUAAUCAUGAAGCCUGUCUUCAUUUUCCUCAGCUAUUCUACUUUUGCUCUUUUACUCUCUUUUUUUCCUUUCCUCACCUACUAUCUCCUACCAGAAUUAAGACUUUUCUUUGCUUAGUUUGGAAACGUAGAACCCAGUUUCUUGUGAUUACCUCAGUCUCCAUAUUUUUAGUUUGGAAGUUCACUUAUGUUCAUAAAUACUUGCUAGCAGACAAUAGACAUUAUACAUUCUAUGUAUGGAAAAGAGUUUUUCAGAGACAUGAUAUUGUGAAAUAUUUGUUAGUUCCAGGCUAUAUAUUUGCUGGUUGGAGUAUAGCUGACUCAUUAAAAUCAAAAUCAGUUUUCUGGAAUUUAAUGUUUUUCGUAUGCUUGUUUACUUCUACAGUUCCUCAGAAGCUGCUAGAAUUCCGUUACUUUAUUCUACCUUAUGUUAUUUAUAGGGUUAACAUACCUCUGCCACCCACUUCCAGACUUAUUUGUGAGCUGAGUUGCUAUGCAUUUGUUAAUUUCCUAACUUUUUAUAUCUUUCUGAACAAGACUUUUCAGUGGCCAGAUAGUCAGGAUAUUCAGAGGUUUAUGUGGUAAUAUCAAGAAUGUUUUGAAUUUUCAGACUUCAUAUUUAGACUGUUUCCAAAAGGAAUACUGAAUAGGUAAAAGUUAUGGAAUUUAUUUUAGGGACUGCAAUGAUCCUGAGAACACAUCUGAUUUUUAGAUAUAUUUUAAACGUGUAGAGCAAAUCCAAGGAAGUUCAGUAUAAAGAAAUGAGAAAGUUCCAAACCUGCUUCAGAAGCCCAAAUGAUGGAAAAUAAAAGUGUUUACAAUUGUUUUAUUGCAUCUCUGAUACUGUUAACUGGAAAGCUUGGAAACUUUUUACAUAUAUGUUUAAGAAAACUGGAAUGCUUCAUAGUACUAGAUACUGUAUUUUUUCCCCCCGAGAAAGAAAUAGCAAAAUAUUUGGAAAAUAUUUACAAGUGAUCAGCCAACAUUCUUGAUUUGAAAGGUGUUUAAUGUUUCAGAAAUUAGUUUUAGUCAUGAGUUAAAAUAAGUUUAUCUAGGUAUCAAGUUAGUUUUUAUUUAAAAUCUAGAAAUGAUGAAGCCGAAGCACUAAUUCCCAGUAUGAAAUGUAUAGGCCAAAGAUAAAUGGUAUUGAUUCUAAUACCUUGUAAAGAAAGUUUUUCUUUUCUUUUUAUUUUUCUUGAAACACAUUUUACUGUAUUCAUUUCCUAGGGCUUGAUAUAGGAAGUGACCAUAAACUGGUGGUUUCAAAAAUUCCUCCCAUUUUUAGAGACCAGAAUCUGAGUCAGAGUGUUACAGGGGUGAUUCUUUCAGGAAACUCUGAGGGGAGAUCUAUCCCAGGCCUUUCCCAGUUCAGGGCCAGGCAGAACCUGCUUGCUGAUUGACACAGCACCCCAGUCUCUGCCUCCAUCUUACUGUGGCUGCCUGCUGCAUCUCUUCUUCCUUCUCCUGUAAAGACAAUGCCAUUGGAGUUAGAGUAAUCCCAGGUAAUCUCGUCAGAGAUCCUUAAGUAUAUCCACAAUGAUCUAUGAGGGCCCCCUUUUCCAAAGAAGGGCAUAUUUGCAGAUUCUGGAUAGACAUCUUUUAUGAGAGAGAGAGAGAGAGAGAGAGAGAGAGAAACAUAAGAUAAACCUCAUGAAAUUAUCAGGAGAUAAUACUUUUAUUUUAAAUAAAAUUGUCUUCAUUGAGAAGCUUAAAAAAAAGUGACUUUCGAGACCCCUCUCAGAAAUGCAAAUCAAAUUGAUAUUUGAGUCCUUCAUCCAAAAAAAUUAACAGUUAAGAGUGCCA